Amoebophrya sp. A25 is the source of this 3742-nucleotide messenger RNA. Lineage: Eukaryota; Dinophyceae; Syndiniales; Amoebophryaceae. The record is from the annotation of a GenBank genome assembly.
GUUGCAACACGGAUCGCGGCAAAUGGGGAGCGUUCUGGCUCGCAACAGAGAGGUUGUAGUCCUAAUGAAGCGGAGAAUCCCGACAUCAUAGGCCUUGAAAAACAGAAAGCUGAACAAGGACGAGGACAAGAACUACAACCUUGUGAAGAUUCUGGGAGUCAUGUUCGGAAGUAUUCUACAGUCCUGUCGAUUCUGAGAAAACAGCUUGCUGAACAAAAAAUGAAAACACGUGAAAAACGUGCGGCCGAGGAAGAAGAGGGUGAUGUGGAUUUAAGGCUCAGACUUGUUACCACUUUCUGGUUCCGGUGCUAAUGUGCGAAAGACCAUGAUUAUUUGUGUACGAGCGCUCCACAGCUGUAAAGAUAGAGCAAGACCUUGCUCAUGGGCUAGUCUUGCUUUUUCUCCCACCCGUUUUUCACUCACUGCUCCUCGGCGUGAGCUCAGCCCUACCCUCUUACGCAUUUGUUAUCCGCUCAAUGAAGUAUCUGACGUUCUGCUCACACACAUUCCUGCUUGACUGUCUGUUUUUGUAAGAAGAAGAAGAAGAAGAUGAUGUGGCUCAGACUUGUUACCACUUUCUAGUUCUGGUGCUAGUACACGUACCUAGUACCUUGUUUUAUUGUGCCUGCUUGGGCAUACAAAAUAGAUCAACAUCUAGUGUUUCCUCUUCUUUUCCCGUCUUACCAUUAGCUUGUUUACAACAAUCCUGCUCUAACUGUAAAUCCCAACGCUUUGAUUCCGGAACUGUCAAAGGUACUAAGUCCCAGGAACUUUGUGAUCAAUGCGAUCGGAGUAGGGCCUUGGGUUGCAGGCGUCAUACAGCUUCUGAUCCCGGCUGUCGUCCAUCGCGAGCAGGAUAGGCUCAAUUUCACACUCGCUUCCCUCCUGAAUGUAUAGUAUGGCUUAUAUAUAAUAUUGCUCUUCUAAAUUUAAAAGGUACAACAUAACUGAAUGACCUCAUAUCUACUUGACCGCGUGGUAAACGAGGGGCCAUUACAUGACAUGAGCACUUUUGAUUUUGAUGCACACACGGGAUGGUUCUUUGGUUGCGUAGAAUCAAUUCGAGUUUUGAUUCAUUCUGUUGGAAGGUUGUCCAAAAAUAGAACCGAACUCAUUUGAAAGACACAACGUUGAUAGCCCUCUAGCUACCACAGACACUCUUUCUCUUUCUAACAUUUCGUCGCUACCGCCGUUGUCAUUCGCGCGCUUCAGAGAAGCAAGUGUGCGCAUGACAUUUGUUGUCCGGGGAAUUGUCCCUCGUGCCUCUACUUCCAAAGGCAGUCUCCGAUGCAACUAUUCAUUGAUGGUGAAUACGAAAAACUAUGGGAGGAUACGAAGUACCACACGUGCCAAUCUAUGGAAGGAUGGAAAGAAUCGUUGAAAUGGAUGAAGGAGAGGCUGGGUAAAGGCGAGCUGUCUACUCUACUGAGUCCGCGUGCUGACUUGCUGCUGUCGAGUUUGUUUCUCAAAAGUGGUGGCACCUCCAUGGCAGAGAAGACGGAAGAACAGGAAGACACUGGCAGACGCACCUUUCUCUUUCGAACAGGGGAUAGUGGCAGGUACAAUUAUUCAGUGACAAUAGGUGCUAAAAAAACUGAGAUGAAAGUCGGCGAAUCUUGUGGUGGUGCUGCUGUUGGUGCUGGUGCUAGUGGUCAAGACAAAAGCACUGGUGGAGGUAGUGGUAGUGGAGCAUCAACAGCAUCGUCAUCGUCACCGCCAAGUGGAGAACAAAGUAAAACCUUAAUAGGGAGAGUGAAAGUGCCAGCUGCUGCUGCAGAGACACGACCCGGUCGAAGAGGGAUGCAAAAAGCCCUCAAAAGGUUUGAGAAGAAAGGCAAAGGAUUGAUAAAACGAGCGGAAAACGAUGCACAACGAAAAAAAGAAGAAGAGAGAAGCGCGCCAAAGAUGAUUUAUGGGAGGAAAUCAGUCAGGUCUUGUUGUAGGUAAUAACUUCAAACAUGGACGACGAACUUGCGUUUUUUUAGUUCCACUUCUUUGUAGGUCAUAACUUCAAACAUGGACGACGAACUUGCGUUUUUUUUGUUCCACUCAAAACUCUAUCCUACCCUUUCCUACCUCCACUUCUAACCCCUCGACCGUGAGCAUUGGCGCAAUGCUGAACCGAGUGCUCGAAAGGCAUAUCGGAAAGCGGAAUGCGCGACCAAAAAGGCUUUCUAUCGUCAGAUGCUGUUUUUUCCUGCCAUGUGGAUUUUGAUUAUGACAGAUAAUCUUGCUUGACUGGUUUUCUUUUUCAGCAAGAAGGUGAAGGGGACAAAAGCAUCGAGGAUGAAGGCAUGCUAGUCUAGCACAAACUACGUACAGAUGCAGCAAUCUACUCACCACAAAAUAACUAUCUCCUUCUAAUCCAUAAGGUGUAAAAGACCGAAUGGACCCGUUCAACGAAAGCAAGCUAAAUCCCGAGAUGCGGGAAAUACUACAGAUGAUGCAAAUGGAAAUCAGGUGUAUGGAAGAGCCAAACGAACAGCACUACCAAGAUGCGAAAGGCGGAUGCAACUCCUUGGAUGAGCUUUUGAGGGAAAAGAUUUAUCAUUUAGCAGGUACGGGAGAAGGCUCGGCUCCUUCUGGUGGAGUAGAUCAUGGCGAAGGGUCGCGAAGAAGUCGGGAAGCAGAAGAAGGAGGUCCUGACUCUCCUUCUUGGCCAGAUUUCUUUUGUCGUGUAGAGAAGUAUAUGAAUCAGCACGUGCUUGAUGUAGAGGGAGAAGUAGAUGGAUCUCAAGUUCAAGAAGGUUUCUUGGGCCACGGCGAAGGCACUGACGUUGACAUGAAGGAAGGCGAAAGCACUGACGUUUGACAUUCUAGGAGAAGAAGGUCUCGAAUAAGCUGCAGAAGAAGUAGACUCAACAAAAGACGAUGUUGACGUGAAGAAGGAGGAUGAUUCGACUGGAAGUUCACCACUACUAGAGGUGGAAGGAGACCUUCGUGGAAGAAACUCUUCUAUACGUACGCGUUGGUCGUAGACUGCCUACUAGUAGAGUCUAGCCCUACCGUGUGAGAUGCAAUUUUGCUGAUUUCAUUUCAGCAUGUUGUAACUUCUGGAUGAAAAAAAGUCAUGGGAAAAAUAAGUGUAACAAUAAUUUCAAUGGUGCCACUAAUACCUGCGGGAUAGGGUACGUAAGUAAGCAGAUUCAAUAAAAACAUCGAAAGAGGGCAGCUAACGCAAUUUAGAUCAAUCUUUUUAAUAGGGCCAAUAGGUAUUUAAUGCCUAAGAAUAUGGUUUCUGAUUAAUAGACUCGUUUCAUCGUGCUUACAUGGAGACGUGACUCUUCACGUGGAGCACGCUCCAGAGCAGUACUAGUCGAUUAGGGAAAGCAAAAGAAUAUCUUACUAUGUAGUCGGUUAGCGAAUGCAAAAAGUCUAGAUGGUCGAGGAAAGAUCAAUGCAUCUUAGGUUUCUUAUCCGCAGGCGCACCUCGCGGACCACAACCUAACCUAACCUAGCAGUAUCCGAGUGGUCAUUCUGCAUUAUAGUUAGCAAUCAUAAGAACGCAUUAUUGCACAACGACAAAUGUAACACGGCUUCUUUUCAUUUGUAGGCUCAUUUGGGACACAACAGAAGCUACAACAAAAUUAUGUGCCGUAAGAAGAAAGACCUGUUGUGUGUAAGAAGAGUGAGUGCAACUGAGAGAAUAACCUUGAAAACGCCAGGAAUCUUGUCCUUGAUAAACGCUGCCAAAAAUAUUAGCUGGUGAAAUACGGAGUGCGCGCCACCGUUAAAGAUUAGG